ACCGGCAGUAUGGAUAAUCCGGUGUUUUGUGAAAUGCCUAGGCAUUAUAUAAAAUGCCAAAAAUCACUCGGAAAUAUGCACAAUACGAACUUUGCCUAGGUAUUAUGUAUAAUGCCAGAAGUGAAAUAGGAAAUAUGAUCAAAAUAAACAAAAUUGGGUAUCGACUAUUACUAGAGCGCGGUUUUUUGCAAGGAUUGUUUUUUAUUUAUUUAAAAUUUACAAAUUAAUUAAUAAUAAAAAUCUAUUAUUUUCAAUCAAUCUAUUAUAAUUUAUAAAGAUAACUGACAAAAAUCCAAAAAUGUGAAAAGAAAAAAAUAUGCAAUUGCAUAGAAAUCUGCGCUUUACCUAUUCAGUAUUCACCAACGACUUUACUUAUCGUUUAUUGUAAAUGCGUGUGCCGGCCGCCGCGUGAUGAUUUGACACAAUAAAGAUAAGAAUCUUAAUCUUUAUUGCAUCAGAUUCAUACCCUACUAUAAAAAUAAUAAUUCUGACGAACUAUAUUGAACAUAUUUUUAUUAUUUUAUCGUCAUUUUCGUAUCUCGUCGCGGUGUGAACUAAAUUGAACAUUCUUACUUUUAUUAUUUUAUCGUCAUUCUCGUUUCUCGUAGCAGUGUGGCAUUAUUAUGGAUACGAUUAAUAUGAAGUCAAAUUUUUAUAACGAACUACAUAAAAACCGUAAAAAUUUGGCUAAUAAUACUAGUUUUUUGUCUGAUGAAAAAUAUAACGAAUUGAUAGAAAUUAUUGCAGAACUUAAAACUGGACGUAAGAAAAAAGAGCCUAAAGACUUCCGUUUAAUCAAAAGUGCAUAGAAAUCCGCGCCUUGAAGCCCUGUAUAUAAAGUAUGAUAUACUGGUUGUACAAGGAAAAACGAAACUUAUAUUCCCUGUAAAAGAUGACAAUGUUGUUCUGUAUUAUGUGCCAACCAGUGAGCUAUUUGAUAUAUUGCAAGCCACACAUGUAUCAAUAGGACAUGGUGGGCGUGAUCGAAUGAUCAAAGAACUUGGUAAUAAAUAUAAAAAUAUAACACGUAGUGAUAUAGAGACAUUUUUGCAUUUUUGUGAACCAUGUCAACAAAAACAAAAAGGCUCGAAAAAAGGAGUGGUAGUUAAACCAAUAAUAUCUCCAGACUUUAAUUCCCGAUGCCAAGUUGAUUUAAUAGACUUCCAGUCUCAUCCUGAUGGAAAAUUUAAAUUUAUUAUGGUGUACCAGGAUCACCUCACUAAAUUUGUUGUUCUCAAGCCCCUCGAAUUUAAACGGGCUGAAGAGGUAGCCUAUAAUAUUAUAGAUAUUUUUACGUUGCUUGGAGCUCCUACUAUUUUGCAGUCUGAUAAUGGACGAGAAUUUUCAAACCAAAUAGUGUCUAAUUUAAGAAACAUGUGGCCCGAAUUAAAAAUAGUACAUGGCAAACCGAGGCACAGUCAAUCUCAAGGUAGUGUAGAACGUGCAAAUCAGGAUAUUGAAAAUAUGUUGACAACGUGGAUGCAAGAUGAAAAAAACCGACACUGGAGCGAAGGACUUCGAUUCAUCCAGCUUAUGAAAAACCGAGCUUAUCAUUCUGGUAUUAAAAUGUCUCCAUAUGAAGCUUUAUUUGGCUGCAAAAUUAAAAUUGGUCUAAACACUUCAAAUUUACCACACGAUGUAAUAAGUACGAUAGAAAAUGAAGAACAGUUAGCUGAAUUAAUUACAGAACAGUCACAAAAAGUCGAAAAUGAAGUAUCAGCUGACACAGAACAUAUCACAGAACAACCACAAAAUAUUGAAAAUGAAGUAACAGAAACAGAAAAAAUUACAGAACAACCACAAAACAUCGAAAAUGAAGCAUUACAUACAGAACAACAAUUAGCUACAACUAUCAAAUUAAAUAACGAAAACGCCAAUAUCAUGCGAACUAGAGCCAAAGAAAAUCUGGAAAAUCAAGCAAAAAAAAUGAUGGCGUGGUCGGAUAAGAAGCUAUUACCGGUGGCAAUUCAUUCAACUGUACGUGUUCCAGUUCCUGAGGUAGAUAAAGGACGUUUAGAUGCAAGAAGUAUACUGGCAAUUGUUUUAGAAGUGACAAGUGAUGGUAUUUAUCGAUUAGGAACUCGGGAUGGAGUUCUGAAGCAGUUAUAUGCCAGAAGUCAGUUUACAGUAUGUCAGAAAAAGCUACUACAAAUUGACGAGGUUCCAAUAGAGACAGAAGUGGCAUUACGAACAGUCGCAAAGGAACAGUCCACAGGAACUGGCCAAGGAUUUUUUAAAUGUAUUUGUAAGACCAAGUGCCAAAAUAAAAAGUGCAUUUGCCUUAAAAAUAAUGUUUUGUGCACUUCAAAAUGUCAUUUUUCUACAACAUGUUGUAAUAAGUAGCUAUUAGUUUAAGUAAAAUGUAUAAAUAAUAUUACUUAAUAAAAUAAUAUAAUACAAUAAUAAUAAUAAUAUCAAUGUAUGAAAAUAUAGUAAUAGAUAAAAAUUAAAAAUUAAUAUAAUGUUUUAACAGAUUAUGAAAAAUUGUUUGUUACUUUGCCUAAAAAGAAAUUGGCAUUUUACAUAAUGCCUA
Molecule: messenger RNA, 2533 nt
Organism: Rhopalosiphum padi (bird cherry-oat aphid)
Lineage: Eukaryota; Metazoa; Arthropoda; Insecta; Hemiptera; Aphididae
Product: KRAB-A domain-containing protein 2-like
Exons: 4
Coding region: 988-2343 (451 amino acids)
Biological process (GO): DNA integration
Molecular function (GO): nucleic acid binding
Source: RefSeq, a predicted model, not a curated record